Molecule: messenger RNA, 510 nt
Organism: Camellia sinensis
Lineage: Eukaryota; Viridiplantae; Streptophyta; Magnoliopsida; Ericales; Theaceae
Biological process (GO): regulation of DNA-templated transcription; tRNA aminoacylation for protein translation
Cellular component (GO): nucleus
Molecular function (GO): aminoacyl-tRNA ligase activity; DNA-binding transcription factor activity, RNA polymerase II-specific; ATP binding
Source: RefSeq, a predicted model, not a curated record
AUGAAGCUAAUCGAUGUCCAUAGACAAAUAUGUAACAAAUGGGCAGCCAUUGCAAGGGAAAUGCCAGGAAGGACUGAAAACACCAUAAAAAACCAUUGGAAUGAAACAAAAAGGCGACGAUUCAGCAAGCGUAAAGGUCAGUACAGCUCUCUCUUGCAGGACUACAUCAAGAGCUUGCUUUCAGAUUCAACUGUCACUGACGGUCAAGAAAGCCCAUCAAUCAAUUCUAACUUGCGAAUCGUUGAUAAUACCGACUUGGAAGAAGACAAUAAAGAUCAGAAAGACCCAACUUCUAAUUCGGAUAAGGCAGUAGAUUAUCAAAUUUAUGAGAAAAUGGCUGUUGAAAAAGAUGAUUUUGGAUCGAUGCUCAAUGAGAGCAAUAAAGCAGAGUUGGAGAUGGAGAUGGAGAUGGAGAUAAUGCCAGCUGAGUUAAUGGAUAAGGAGAUGAGCUUUGACAUUAAUAAUAAGGAUAUGAAGUUGUUGGAGAUGCUCUGUCAAGGAAUCUUCUGA